AUAUUUGUACGCUCUAGGACAGAAGGUUUGGAAGCGGUGGAAAAAACGCUACUUUGUUCUUGUUCAGGUUAGCCAAUACACAUUUGCAAUGUGCAGUUACAGAGAAAAGAAGUCUGAGCCUCAGGAACUGAUGCAGCUCGAAGGAUACACUGUGGAUUAUACAGCUCCUCACACAGGUCUUCAGGGUGGUCGAAUGUUUUUCAAUGCUGUUAAAGAAGGUGAUACCGUGAUAUUUGCCAGUGAUGAUGAGCAGGAUAGAAUACUCUGGGUUCAAGCCAUGUACAGAGCCACAGGUCAAUCAUAUAAGCCUAUUCCUGCUAGUCAAGCUCAAAAGAUAAAUCCUAAAGGAGGAAAUGUCAACGCAGAUAUAUCCCCGCUUUAUACAGACCGUGGUCAGAAACAUGGCAUGGAUGAGUUUAUUUCUGCAAAUCCCUGCAAAUUUGACCAUGCUUCCCUCUUUAGACUGCUUCAGAGGCAGACCUUGGAUCACAGAUUGAAUGACUCCUAUUCUUGUUUGGGUUGGUUUAGCCCAGGUCAAGUCUUCGUGUUAGAUGAAUACUGUGCUCGCUACGGAGUGAGAGGCUGUCACCGUCAUCUUUGCUAUCUCAAUGAAUUGAUUGAACAUUCAGAAAACGGUUCUGUCAUUGAUCCAACCUUGCUCCACUACAGUUUUGCGUUUUGUGCUUCUCAUGUUCAUGGCAACAGGCCAGAUGGAAUUGGAACAGUAUCUGUUGAGGAAAAAGAAAGGUUUGAGGAAAUUAAGGACAGACUUUCAUCGCUUUUAGAAAACCAAAUAAGCCAUUUCAGAUACUGUUUCCCUUUUGGACGUCCUGAAGGAGCUUUAAAAGCCACACUUUCAUUACUUGAAAGGGUUUUAAUGAAAGAUAUUGCCACUCCCAUACCAGCAGAAGAGGUGAAGAAAGUGGUUAGAAAAUGUCUGGAGAAGGCUGCCUUGAUCAAUUACACUCGGCUUACAGAAUAUGCCAAAAUAGAAGCAACAGCAGAAAAGGACUCAGAGACCAUGAACCAAGCAACACCUGCUAAAAAACUGGAAGAGGUUCUUCACCUUGCAGAACUCUGUAUCGAAGUAUUGCAGCAAAAUGAAGAACAUCAUUCAGAGGGAAGAGAGGCGUUUGCUUGGUGGCCGGAAUUAUUAGCAGAGCAUGCAGAGAAGUUUUUGUCUCUGUACUCCGUUGAUAUGGAUUCAGCACUCGAGGCACAGCCGCAGGACUCCUGGGACAGCUUCCCACUUUUCCAGCUGCUGAAUAAUGCCCUCAGAAAUGACA
Messenger RNA from Apaloderma vittatum (bar-tailed trogon), 1286 nucleotides. Its product is annotated as calcium-dependent secretion activator 2-like. The annotation marks the transcript as partial. NCBI's taxonomy places the organism in Eukaryota, Metazoa, Chordata, Aves, Trogoniformes, Trogonidae. Gene Ontology annotation, cellular component: glutamatergic synapse. The transcript is spliced from 12 exons. Gene Ontology annotation, biological process: positive regulation of exocytosis; dense core granule exocytosis; synaptic vesicle exocytosis. The record is from RefSeq and is a predicted model, not a curated record.